Molecule: messenger RNA, 3987 nt
Organism: Merops nubicus (carmine bee-eater)
Lineage: Eukaryota; Metazoa; Chordata; Aves; Coraciiformes; Meropidae
Product: nesprin-1-like
Exons: 23
Cellular component (GO): membrane
Molecular function (GO): protein binding
Source: RefSeq, a predicted model, not a curated record
CUAUUCCAGGCAGAGAUUUUCAGCCGCCAGCAGAUUUUGCAUUCAAUUAUCUCUGAUGGGCAGCACCUCCUAGAACAAGGACAGGUGGAUGACAGGGAUGAAUUUAAUCUGAAGCUGACUCUUCUAAGUAACCAGUGGCAGGGAGUAAUUCGCCGGGCACAGCAGAGGAGAGGGAUCAUUGACAGCCAAAUUCAUCAGUGGCAACGCUACAGGGAGAUGGCAGAGAAGCUGCACAAGUGGCUGGGGGAAAUAUCCUGCCAGCCAGUGAGUGGGCUGGGCAAUGGUCCUAUCCCACUGCAGCAAGCCAGAGCAAUGCUGGAUGAAGUGCAGCUUAAAGAGAAAGUUCUCCUAAGGCAGCAAGGGAGUUAUAUCCUCACUGUGGAAGCUGGGAAGCAACUGCUGCUUUCUGCUGACAGUGAAGCUGAGGCAGCCCUGCAGACAGAGCUUACUGAAAUUCAGGAGCGCUGGAAGAUAGCUAGCACCCAGUUGGAGCAACAAAAGAAGCAGCUUGCUUUACUACUGAAAGACUGGGAAAAAUCUGAACAGGGCAUAGGAGACUCCCUGGAGAAGUUGAGAUCAUUCAAAAAACAGCUUUCUCUGCCGCUGCCAGAACACCAUGAUGAGUUGCAUGCAGAGCAGAUUCGUUGCAAGGAGUUAGAGAAUGCUGUUGAAGGAUGGACAGAUGACCUUGCACAGCUCUCUCUGCUGAAGGAGACCCUAUCUCUGAAUAUCAGUGCAGAUGACAUCUCAAUCCUCAGUGAGCGCAUAGAGCUUCUGCACAGACAGUGGGAGGAGCUGUGCCACCAGGUCUCCUUACGUCGACAACAAGUUAGUGAGAGACUGAAUGAGUGGGCUGUCUUCAGUGAGAAGAACAAGGAGCUCUGUGAGUGGCUGACACAAAUGGAAAGUAAAGUUUCUCAAAAUGGCGACAUCCUCAUAGAAGAAAUGAUUGAAAAACUGAAAAAGGAUUAUCAAGAGGAAAUUGCUGUAGCCCAGAAGAACAAAAUCCAGCUCCAGCAAAUGGGAGAACGACUUGCUAAAGCCAGCCACGAGAGUAAGGCAUCAGAGAUUGAGUACAAACUUGGCAAGAUCAAUGACAGGUGGCAACAUCUCCUAGAUCUUAUUGCAGCCAGGGUAAAGAAGUUGAAGGAGACCCUUGUUGCAGUGCAGCAGCUGGAUAAAAACAUGAGUAGCCUGAGAUCUUGGCUUGCCCACAUAGAGUCAGAGCUGUCCAAACCGAUCGUCUAUGAAACUUGUGACUCUGAGGAGAUACAAAGGAAGCUAAAUGAACAGCAGGAACUUCAGAGGGACAUAGAGAAACACAGCACUGGAGUGGCAUCUGUUCUCAAUUUGUGUGAGGUGCUGCUUCAUGACUGUGAUGCUUGUGCCACAGAAGCGGAGUGUGACUCUAUCCAGCAGGCUACACGCAAUCUGGACAGAAGGUGGAGGAACAUUUGUGCAAUGUCAAUGGAAAGGCGACUGAAAAUUGAAGAGACGUGGCGGCUGUGGCAAAAGUUUUUGGAUGACUACUCUAGAUUUGAAGACUGGCUAAAAGUCUCUGAGAGGACAGCUGCUUUCCCAAGCUCCUCUGGUGUGCUUUACACAGUUGCUAAGGAAGAACUGAAGAAAUUUGAGGCCUUCCAGAGACAAGUGCAUGAAAGUCUGACCCAGUUGGAACUGAUCAAUAAACAAUAUCGCCGCCUGGCCCGAGAGAACCGCACUGACUCUGACUGCAGCCUCAAGCAGAUGGUUCAUGAGGGGAACCAGAGAUGGGACAACUUACAGAAGCGAGUUACCUCCAUCUUGCGCAGGCUAAAACACUUUAUUGGCCAGCGUGAGGAGUUUGAGACAGCGCGUGAUAGCAUCCUGGUAUGGCUAACAGAGAUGGACCUGCAGCUGACCAACAUUGAGCAUUUCUCAGAGUGUGAUGUCCAAGCAAAGAUAAAGCAACUUAAGGCUUUCCAGCAAGAAAUUUCACUGAACAACAACAAAAUUGAGCAGAUAAUUGUGCAGGGUGAGCAGCUCAUUGAGAAAAGCGAGCCCAUAGAUGCAGCUGUCAUUGAAGAAGAACUAGAUGAAUUGCGGCGUUACUGUCAAGAGGUCUUUGGACGUGUGGAACGCUAUCACAAGAAACUCAUCCGCCUUCCUCUGACAGAUGACGAACACGAGCUCUCUGAUAGAGAGGUGGAUCUCGAUGAGUCAGCAGAUCUCUCUGACAUACGCUGGCAUGACAAAUCUGCGGACAGCGUUCUCUCCCCGCACCCCUCUUCCAACCUUUCGCUGCCUCUUUCCCAGCCGGUGAGAAGCGAGCGAUCAGGGCGAGAUACCCCUGCGAGCGUGGACUCCAUUCCUCUGGAGUGGGAUCACGACUACGAUCUUAGCAGAGACCUGGAAACAGCAGUUUCACGGGCACUGCACUCUGAGGAAGAAGACAGAGGACAAGAGAAGGAUUUCUACCUGAGAGGAGCAGCUGGUAUAGCAGGAGAACCUGGUGCCCUGGAAGCACAUAUCCGACAGCUGGACAAGGCUUUAGACACCAGUCGUUUCCAAAUACAGCAAACAGAAAACAUCAUCCGCAGCAAAACACCUACAGGACCAGAGCUGGAUUCCAGUUACAAAGGAUAUAUGAAACUACUAAGUGAAUGCAGUGGAAGCAUAGACACAGUAAAAAGGCUUGGAUAUAAACUGAAGGAGGAAGAAGAAAAAUUGUCUGGACUUAUUAACCUAAACAGUACUGAAACACAAACAGCUGGUGUAAUUGACCGGUGGGAAUUAAUCCAGGCUCAAGCUCUAAGCAAGGAGUUAAGGAUGAAGCAGAACCUUCACCAAUGGCAGCAGUUUAACUCUGACCUUAAUAGUGUUUGGACUUGGUUGGGAGAAACUGAAGAGGAACUGGAGAAGCUCCGCCACCUUGAUCUCAGCACAGACAUACAAUCUAUUGAGCUCAGAAUUAAAAAACUGAAAGAGCUGCAGAAAGCGAUUGAUAACCGCAAAGCCAUCAUCUUAUCCAUCAAUCUGUGCAGCUCAGAGUUCACUCAGUCUGAGAGCGAAGAGAGCAAGAAGCUUCAAGAGCACCUGUCUCAGAUGAAUGUGCGCUGGGACCACGUGUGCAGUAUGAUUGAAGAUUGGCGCUGCUCAUUGCAGGAUGCGUUAAUGCAGUGCCAGGAUUUCCAUGAAAUGAGCCAUGGUUUGCUGCUUUGGUUAGAGAAUAUUGACAGAAGAAAAAAUGAGAUUGUGCCCAUCAGUCCAAACCUGGACUCAGAAACACUGCAGGAUCAUCACAGACUUCUAAUGCAAAUCAGACGUGAACUGCUGGAGUCUCAGCUGAAGGUGGCGUCACUGCAAGAUAUGUCCUGCCAAUUGCUAGUCAAUGCUGAAGGCAAGGACUGUCUUGAAGCCAAAGAAAAGGUGCACGUCAUUGGAAACAGACUGAAGGUCCUCUUGAAGGAGGUCACACGUCAUAUUAAAGACCUAGAGAAAAUUCUAGACAUUUCAAGUAGUCAACUGGAACUGUCUUCGUGGUCCUCUGCUGAUGAAUUAGACACGUCGGGCUCAGUGAGUCCUGUAUCUGGAAGAAGCACUCCAAGCAGACAGAGAACGCCACGGGGCAAAUGUAGUCUCUCACAGCCUGGACCCUCUGUCAGCAGUCCACAUAGCAGGUCCACAAAAGGUGGCUCAGGUUCCUCCCCUUCUGAGGCCAGGCCAGCGUGGCAGCACCCAUCCUUCUUCCUCAGAGUCCUCAGAGCUGCUCUGCCACUUCAGCUCCUCUUGCUGCUCCUGAUCGGGCUCACCUGCCUGGUGCCAAUGACCAAGGAGGACUACAGCUGUACUAUGGCAAACAACUUCGCCCGCUCUUUCCACCCUAUGCUAAAAUACAUGAAUGGUCCACCUCCGUUGUGAAGGAGACCUAUGAGACAGCGGGUGACCUCACUGGAGUGUUAGCUGGGAGGCAGGAUGGUUUUAAAGGGUGACAGGCUUUGGUGGGGC